Alternaria atra is the source of this 1590-nucleotide messenger RNA. RefSeq lists its product as uncharacterized. NCBI's taxonomy places the organism in Eukaryota, Fungi, Ascomycota, Dothideomycetes, Pleosporales, Pleosporaceae. Bases 1 to 1590 code for a protein of 529 amino acids. The record is from RefSeq and is a predicted model, not a curated record. Gene Ontology annotation, molecular function: oxidoreductase activity; FAD binding. The transcript has 3 exons.
AUGAGAUCAGUUGGGAAGAUAAUAUGUGGCACCCUGGCCGCGGCCGUGGGGGUAUCGACCCAAGACACGUUUGAAGCACCCGAGUUCAAUGUGACCGAAGCACUUAUCAAGAACGGUGUCAACGUGUCUGCAAUUCCUGAAUUGGCAGGCUUGGUUGUUCGAUCGUCCGUGAGCGGCUGCUCCAUCGCAUGCGACUCGCUCAAGCUCGUCUUCGGAGACGCCAAGGUUGUUCAUGGUCAGCAUGCCGAGUACUGGUCAAACCAACAACUAGCCGUUGAACCGUACUGCACUUUCACUCCCAAGGCAGCCCUUGAGGUGUCAACCUUAGUGUUGAUAUCACGCCUUACGCAGUGUCCUUUUGCGGUCAAGAGUGGUGGACACGCGGCGUUCCCCGGUGCUUCUAGUAUUCAAGGAGGCAUUACCGUUGACCUGAAAGACUUCACGGCGCGCAACCUUUCGAUCGACAAGAAGACUGUCGCUAUUGGUCCGGGUAACCGGUGGAUAGACGUGUAUCACUAUCUCACCCCAUACAACUUAACGGUGGUUGGUGGCCGAGCAGCACAUGUCGGUGUUGGCGGGCUUACUCUUGGUGGAGGCAUCAGCGACCUCACAAACGAGUACGGACUUGCUUGUGAUAAUGUUGCAUCCUUCGAAGUCGUCACCGCUUCUGGCAUUAUCGUCAAUGCAUCUCCCAAGCUCUUUCCGGAUCUGUACUGGGCUCUGCGCGGUGGCGGCAACAACUUCGGUAUCGUGACGACGUUUAACUAUGAAACCAUCGUACAACCCCCCAUGUGGGGCGGCAUGCGCAUCUACGACCCCAGCAGCACGCCCGCAUUGAUAACCGCGUUCGAGAACGCCAUUAACAAUGCGGAAAAAGACACGAAGCUCGCACACGUAGUGUCUUUCACGACAUAUGAUACGUACAAGCUCGCUUUCACCGAACUCGAAUACCUCGUCCCAGUCGACCUCGAAAAUCCUCCCGAGAUCGCGAAAGAGUACCUCAGCAUCCCAUUCAUGCAAGAUAACACCGGCAACAGCACGCUCGAGGAUCUGACACCCCACCGAAGCAACGACAUGCCAUCUGGGUUCCGCACGUCCAUGUGGUCUGUAUCCUUCAAGAUGAGCGCUGAGCUCAUCCAAAAGAUGACCGACUACUUUUUCGAAAUCGCGCCUGCUCUCCCAGCCGUGUCCGUCAACAUCGCCUUUCAAGCGUUCUCCAAACCGGCGCUGAAAGCUAUGCAGAGGAACGGUGGGAACGCCCUCGGUCUCUACCCUGAGGACGGACCGUUUUUCCAUGUUUUGGUGUAUAUGGCUUGGAACAAGUCUAGCGACGACACUACGAUGAUGAAGGCUGCUAAGGACUAUGUUGAGGUGUCCAGAACCAUGGCUAAGGAGCUUGGUGUAGACAACGAUUACUAUUAUAUGCCAUACAGCAGUGGUUAUCAGCCCGUCGUCGCUGGGUACGGUCCAGGCAACAUGGCAAGGUUGCAGGCUAUUUCGAAGAAGUAUGACCCGACGCAGGUUUUCCAGAACUUGCAACCAGGAUUUUUCAAGCUUCAUGGAGAAGCACCGCUCGGUUUAGUUGUAUAG